This is a messenger RNA of Ictalurus punctatus (channel catfish), 2075 nucleotides long. Its product is annotated as LHFPL tetraspan subfamily member 6. Lineage: Eukaryota; Metazoa; Chordata; Actinopteri; Siluriformes; Ictaluridae. The record is from RefSeq and is a predicted model, not a curated record. Gene Ontology annotation, cellular component: membrane. The transcript has 4 exons. Bases 404 to 1006 code for a protein of 200 amino acids.
CACUUUUGCGCUCGCGCUUCACAUUUCUCGAGGAGCGCGAUCUAAACGCAACGCACAGAGCGCUCGGGUCUCUGACGGACUGAAGCCUGGAGCUGGAUCUUUGUCCUAUUCUGCUUCAGUGAACAGUGUGAAUAGUGAAAGAGGACACUGGAUUCCCAGCAGCACGUUUAGGGAACUUUUCCAUGUCUCCGGGUCUUGGAGAAAGUUUUGUUUCUGACUCUGGGCUUUGUCAUCUCUGAUGUGGACUUGAGACAACAGGCGGUGAAAUUUAUUCUGAGACGGAACGCAGUGCGCAGAGAACCAUGGUGAAAAACGCGUGGGGAUAGACAGAACAAGAGCAAGAGGAUACAAGUUUUCACGUGCAGAACAAAUCUUUGGGAAGUAUCGAAUCAUAUCGAAGACCAUGGCCUCCAGUUUAACGUGUGCGGGUGUGGUGUGGUCGCUCGUGUCUCUGUUGAGCGCCGCGGCGUGUUGCGUGGGCUUCUUCAUGCCAUACUGGCUGCUGGGAUCUCAGAUGGAUAAGCCGGUGUCUUUCGGCACAUUCCGCCGCUGCUCGUACCCGGUGCGCGACGAGGCCAGGCAGGCCACGGUGAUGCUGGAGCAGUGCGGCCGCUACGCCUCGUUUCAGGGCAUCCCGAGCAUGGAGUGGCGCAUUUGCACGGUGAUUACGGGCACCGGCUGCGGUCUGCUGCUGCUCGUGGCGCUCACGGCGCUGAUGGGCUGCUGCGUGUCCGAGCUCAUCUCCCGCACUGUGGGCCGCGUGGCUGGGGGCGUGCAGUUCGUCGGUGGUCUUCUCAUUGGCUCUGGAUGUGCUCUGUACCCUCUUGGCUGGGAUAGUGAGGAGGUCAAACAGACAUGUGAUAACCGCUCAGACCAGUUUGAACUGGGUUCGUGUGAGAUCGGCUGGGCGUAUUACUGCACCGGUGCGGGCGCAGCUACAGCCAUGCUGAUCUGUACCUGGCUGGCCUGCUUCGCUGGCAAGAAACAGAAGCAGUACCCAUAUUAGAGGAGAUUCAGGCAGCUUUAGCUUUAGCUUCAGCUUUAAGCAGAGAGCCAACAGCACAGAGCAGCCAAGGACGAAUGCCUCAGAGUGGACUAUAGAGAGACCAGAGACGCUCUUUCACCUAAGGCAUGAGCACUUUCUCCAUUUAUACUUUUCCAGCUGCCGGGAUUCCCUCAUAGGCUGAAUGCUCACAUGGAAGUAUGCAGUGAUAUAAAAUAGACUGAUCAUACACAGCGACUGAUGCCCUCUCAUAUCGAACAUGUCUAGAGCACAAAUGUCAGAAAAUGGACCAAUUACCCUUAAUGUCUUCUGUUAAUCCUGAGAGUGCUCUUCUUCUUCUUUGUUCAGUGUACUAGUGCUAGUAAAGUCUGUUAUAAAGAUAAACACAGAUCAUUAUUAUGAAUUGUUUAUAUUUACAUAUCCGUUUUCACAUUACACUACGAAUUGCAAUAAUUGUCAUAUCCAUCAUACAGUGUUAAAUAAGCAUUACAAAAGAUUAAUAUGUAUCGUUUUAUGAUAAUGUAUAUUAAGGAAACUAUACAUUAUCAUAAAAUGUAUACUAUGGAAACAGUAUACACUAUAUUGUUACAUUGUUAUAUACAGUAUAUGCUUCAUAUCUACACACAUUUUGUGAUAGUGUACAAAACAUGUAUUGUAUUAGCCAUUAUAUGUUGUAAAUAAAACCUUUUCAUCAACAGAAUAUUUGGUGAUUUGAGUUUUACAUGUACAUAUAAGGUUUCCCCCCCCCCCUUUUAGACCACUUCAAAUCUUAUUUAAGAUUUUAUUUAACACAGUACUACAUCUGUGUCUGCAAUGGUCUCCAUAUUAUCUACAAUCUAUGGCACUGUCAUUUGGGGUAUUCUUUAUCUGCUAGAGUGCAUUGCUUUGACAUGUAACUUUUGCAUUUUAAUUACAUCUCCAUAAAAAUAAACAUCCUUAUUUGCCACUUUAAUAGGAACAUCCCUGCUCAUUCAUGCUGUAUCUGUAAGCUCUUGACAUGUAUCUGAAUGAUUUUAUGUGCUGUGAAUGUGCAGUUGUACAGUUUUUUCUAUUAAAGUGGACAAUGAGUGUA